AUGGUUGCACCUAGCCUGCGGACCUUUCCUCCUUUACCCAUUUCGCUGGCUGCCCAUGGCGCCGCGGAGCAGCAAUGCAUUUGGAGGGGCCCUCUCCGUUUUUUUGAAGCAGAAGAGCUGUUGAGCAGCAGCAGCAGCAGCAGCAGCAGCGGCAGCGGCAGCAGCAGCAGGAGCGGCGACAGUGCUUGGGCGGCGAACGCCUCCCCGGUGCUGGACUCCUGCCUUGCUGCUGAUGAGGGCCAGGCAGCAGCAGCAGCAGCGGCAGCGAAUGGGCAGCUGACUGCAGCAAACACAGCAGCAACAAAGGAUACAAGAGAAGCUAGAGCGGCAGCAGAGGUUGCUGCUGCUGCUGCUAAGCAGCAGCAGACGGCCCAGAGCCGCAUCGGAGUUCCCGGGGGCCCGGCAGCAGCUGCGAAGGGGUCGUCGUUCGCCGCUGCUACUGGUGCUGCUGCUGCUGCUACGGCUGUUGCUGCUGCUGAUGCAGCAGCAGCAGCAGCUGCAGCAGCAGCGGCCGGCGACUUUGCCCCGGCGGGAAUUGCCGCUGCUGUCAGUGAGCAGCGCCGCCGCAGCAGCAACAGCACAAGCAGCACAACUGUGACCAGCGCGAGCGACGGCAGCAGCAGCAACAACAGGAGCAGCAGCAGCAGGAGCAGCAGCAGCAGCAGCUAUCUCUGUCCACCCCCACCCUGCCUGCGGCCGCAGCCCCCCCCAGACUUAUCUAUGGAAGAUGAAGAAAUGGAUUUGCUGCUGCUGCCGCGGCUGAAGUAUGCGUGGGAAGACACGGAAGAUCCUUUCUGCUGCUGCUGCUUGCUGCAGUCUGCUGCAGCAGCAGCAGACAGCAGCAGCGCGGAAAAGCCAUCGGCAGCAGCGGUAGCCAUGCAUGGGCUCUCGCAGCAACUCAGUGAAGCACUGGCCAAGUGCAUGGGCUGA
Molecule: messenger RNA, 930 nt
Organism: Eimeria tenella
Lineage: Eukaryota; Apicomplexa; Conoidasida; Eucoccidiorida; Eimeriidae
Exons: 1
Coding region: 1-930 (309 amino acids)
Source: RefSeq, a predicted model, not a curated record